AAAGGGUUUAAUGUGAAGACGGAAAAGAAAAGGAGGGGUUUUAAUUUUGACUUUGGUCAAUUUCAUGGUUGAACUUGAAAAAAGAUGACCAAUAGAAAUAGAAUACAAGAAAAAUGGCGUGCUUCCAUUGAUGAAGUUCAAAUACCAAUUGCGUGGAAUAGCAAAAGUACGUCUAAAAUGACCGAAGCUUCGAUCAUAUCAUCCACGAAGAAACCGAUUUCAACGACGCAAUCAAACGUUCCUCCGCCGCCAAAUCAUUCUCCGAUUGACUAAAGCUUCUCGGGUCCCAUAUUCUCCGCUUCAUCAGUAGUAGAAGAGAAAUUAGAAGAAGAACAAUGGAGGGUUCAGCACUAUGGCAAGGUUCGGUUCUUGCUGGAAUACUCUUUUGGCUUUUCUCAUCUUCAUACCUCAAUCUCACUCUAAAGCUUAGAUCUUUCCUUCAACCUUUCGUUACUCACUAUGUUGAAACCGGAACCCCAAUUCUCCUUCAGAUCCAGAGUUACAGGGCUGGAUUUCUUGAUGCUCUUUUCUCUGGGUUGUCUUGUGUUGUUUCUGUGCCCUUUUACACUGCUUUUCUCCCUUUGCUUUUCUGGAGUGGCCAUGGCCAAUUGGCUAGGCAAAUGACGUUGUUGAUGGCGUUUUGUGAUUAUAUAGGGAACUGCAUAAAGGAUGUGGUUUCAGCACCAAGACCAGCUUCUCCACCUGUGAGGAGAGUGACUGCUACAAAAGACGAGGAAGAGAAUGCUUUAGAAUAUGGACUUCCUUCUUCUCACACACUCAACACAGUUUGCUUAUCUGGCUACCUUUUGCACUAUGUCCUGACUCAUACUCAAAUUCAAGGUGCCUAUAUUAAUUAUUUUGGAGUUUCCCUUGCUUGUUUGUUCGUGGCUCUCGUUGGUUUGGGAAGAAUUUAUCUUGGUAUGCAUAGUUUGAUUGAUGUUGCUGCUGGCCUUUUUCUUGGACUCGGAAUCCUUGGAUUGUGGCUUACAGUUCAUGAAUACAUUGACAGUUUUGUGGUCUCGGGACAAAAUGUUACAACCUUUUGGGCUGCUUUGAGCUUCAUUCUGCUUUUUGCUUAUCCAACUCCUGAACUUCCAACUCCAAGUUUUGAGUUUCACACUGCUUUCAAUGGAGUUGCAUUGGGAAUUGUGACUGGGGUACAACAAACAUACCAUCAAUUUCACCAUGACAAUGUUCAUCGUUUGUUCACUUCAGAAAUGACAAUACCCGAAUUCAUGGGAAGAAUGCUCUUGGGAAUACCUACGAUUCUAAUUGUAAAAUUCUGCAGCAAGACUCUUGCGAAAUGGACUAUUCCUGUGGUUGCAAACACUUUGGGCAUCCCAAUAAAAUCAACAAGCUAUCUCCCCACAGUGAAUGGAGCUAUGACAGGAGAAAAAUCAAAGGCUUUUGAUGUUGAUACUGGAAUUAGAUUUCUUCAAUAUGCAGGUCUUGCAUGGUCUGUAGUUGACCUAGUGCCAUCUCUUUUUUCAUACAUGAACCUUUGACGUUCAGAUAUACAUAUAUUUUAGCAAAAUUUUGUACAGCAGGGUCAUCAUAUUGUAUCAUGUAAGAACCAUAGAUCAUUUACUCCUCAGUGAGAAAUUAGUGAAGGGUCAUAUUGCUUUAUCAGUAGGUUUAACAUAAUAUAAUCGAGAAAAAAAAUUUGCUUCCACAA
This is a messenger RNA of Cicer arietinum (chickpea), 1675 nucleotides long. RefSeq names its product lipid phosphate phosphatase delta. Gene Ontology annotation, cellular component: endoplasmic reticulum membrane. The record is from RefSeq and is a predicted model, not a curated record. NCBI's taxonomy places the organism in Eukaryota, Viridiplantae, Streptophyta, Magnoliopsida, Fabales, Fabaceae. Gene Ontology annotation, molecular function: sphingosine-1-phosphate phosphatase activity.